AUGGGUUUAGCCAGUCAUGUCUGGUGCUUCCGAAAGUUGAUCAUUAUUUUGUUCUGUCCUCUGUUAUUCCUGCCGCUGCCUCUCAUCGUCAAGACUAAAGAGUCUGAAUGUGCUUUCACUAUGCUGGUUGUGGCGAUAUAUUGGCUAACGGAAGCCAUGCCGCUUUCUGCAACAGCUUUACUCCCGGCACUCAUGUACCCGCUCUUUGGCAUCAUGAAAUCCUCAGAGGUUGCUUCCGCCUACUUCAAAGAUUUCCACGUCCUGUUGAUCGGCAUUAUUUGCUUGGCCACUUCUAUUGAGAAAUGGAAUCUACACAAGAGAAUAGCCCUGAGGAUGGUGUUGAUAAUGGGAGUCAAUCCUGGACGGCUAAUGAUGGGGUUUAUGCUCAGUUGCGUUUUCCUCUCUAUGUGGCUCAGUAAUACCUCCACUGCAGCUAUGGUGAUGCCCAUCGUUGAGGCCGUUCUUCAACAGAUCAUGAAGGCAGGGUCGGUGACCGAUGCCGCUCACAACACUACGAAUGGAUUCACAAACCAGGCCUUGGAAGUGAAUGGUAAGAUUCAUUCUAUUGGUGAAGAUAUUCAAGAAUGCAAAAUCGCAUCAGAAGAGGCUGCAAAAGAAAGUGUGAGCAAAUAUAAAAGUGAGAAAGAUAGUAACUUAUGCAAAGGAAUCUGUCUCUGCGUCGCUUACUCUUCCACUAUCGGAGGAUUAACUACAAUCACCGGCACCUCCACCAAUCUUAUUUUUGCUGAGGAAUUCAACAUGCACUACCCCAAAUGCCACUGUAUAAACUUUGGGUCUUGGUUCAUACUAGUCUUCCCGAUGACUGUGAUCAUUGUGGUUUUAUCCUGGGUCUGGCUGCACGUGCUUUACUUUGGAUUCAACUUUUCAAAGACAUUUGAAUUCCGCAAAGAAAAAAGCAACAGGGAAAAAGCAUCAAUAAAAUUGAUUGAAGAAGAAUACAAGAAACUGGGACCCAUGGGGUAUCAGGAGAUUGUCACCCUCACCAUCUUUUGCUCCAUGGCUUUGUUGUGGUUUACACGGAAUCCAGGAUUCUUCCCCGGAUGGUCCAAUCUAUUUCCACAGUACAAAGGCUUUGCCACGGAUUCCACCGUCGCACUCUUCCUAGGAAUUCUAUUUUUCAUCUUGCCUGAUGAGAAUCCUGCUUCAGAGUACACCGCACUCAUUACUUGGAAAGAGUUCCAGUCAUGCAUGCCUUGGGAAACAUCAAUACUUGUUGGUGGCGGCUUUGCCCUGGCAAAGGGUUCUGAGGUAUCUGGGCUUUCUUUAUGGGUGGGAGGCAAAUUGGAACCUCUUGGCAGUCUGCCCCCAUGGCUUAUCGUACUGGUGUCCUGUCUGAUUGUGACAAGUGUCACAGAGGUUGCAAGUAACCCGGCCACGAUCACAAUCUUCCUUCCAAUUCUAAUUGCCUUGUCUGAAGCCAUUCAUGUAAAUCCACUUUAUUUAUUAAUACCCUCAACUCUUUGCACUUCAUUUGCAUUCCUCCUGCCCGUGUCCAAUCCUCCAAAUGCUAUAGUCUUUGGAUACGGCCAUCUUACAGUUAUGGACAUGGUAAAAGCAGGAUUGGGUCUUAAUUUAAUUGGCGUUGUGGUCGUGAUGGUCGCGAUAUCAACGUGGGCAAUUCCAAUCUUUGAUCUCAAAACAUAUCCCUCGUGGGCAAAAGAUCUCAGGAAUGCAACAGCUCCAUAGCAUCUAGGAUGUACGUGAACAGGCAGAACAUUACUGGGAAUCCUAUUGCUAUUAAUGUGAAUGAUGAAGACACUUUCUUACAGUGAAGACUUUCAAAAGUCACAAGUUAUACAAUAAGGUUUACAGCAUCUUCAUUUCUAGACUUCACUUCUUCCAACAAAAGACCCAAACUGCAACAUAGAAUAUAUAAUGAAAAUUAUAACUGGAAUACUGCAUCCAUUUAAGACAAUUGGAAGUACUUGCUACUGUGAAAUAGUUGAAACUUCCGUUGUCAUUUUAUGAAUGUAUGACUUACAAUUAAUUUGCUAUACAUUCCACUUACAAAACAUCCAGAUUUGCACAAAAGCUUUUCCUGCCUAUGGUUGCA
This is a messenger RNA of Amblyraja radiata (thorny skate), 2074 nucleotides long. RefSeq names its product solute carrier family 13 member 1 (gene slc13a1). Gene Ontology annotation, biological process: sulfate transmembrane transport; sodium ion transport. The record is from RefSeq and is a predicted model, not a curated record. The transcript has 14 exons. The coding region runs from base 1 to 1707 and encodes 568 amino acids. NCBI's taxonomy places the organism in Eukaryota, Metazoa, Chordata, Chondrichthyes, Rajiformes, Rajidae. Gene Ontology annotation, molecular function: sodium:sulfate symporter activity. Gene Ontology annotation, cellular component: plasma membrane.